Messenger RNA from Arachis ipaensis, 3042 nucleotides. NCBI's taxonomy places the organism in Eukaryota, Viridiplantae, Streptophyta, Magnoliopsida, Fabales, Fabaceae. The record is from RefSeq and is a predicted model, not a curated record.
CAAGACUUGUGAACUUUCUUUAGUUAUCUCUUAUAAAAAAAUUUUAAGUGUGAAUCUGCCUUCUUUGUUAAGACACUUAUAUGUCUUUAUGCAUUUGUUAAACACUUGUUUUGUUUUAACCAACUAAUGUUUGGAUGUGUCUUUAAUUGUGUGUCUUUAAUAGAUGUGUCUUGUGUUUCAAACUUUGGCUGUGUAUGUGAUGGAUGUGUCUUUUGUUUAAAACUUGAUUGGAUAUAUCAUUAAUUUCAUAACUACUUAAAAUCAGGUAAGAUUUAAUUCGUUCUGGCACACCUAAUCUAAUCUUUGAAUACAAGCUCCAACUUUAGCAAAGAGAAUCAACUUUUGAUCAAGACCACAAAAAUAAAUAAGAAAUAAAUAAUGAUUUGUCAUAUAAUCUGAACAUAAUUGACUAUAACUCAAAGUUCACCGUUCAUGAAACUAAACAAUAAACUUUAAAUUUGAGGAAAAUAUUAUGUCAUAUUCUGAGGUUGAUAAUACACGAGCAAACAUCAUGUAUGAAUAAAAGGCUUGUAAGCAACACCAAUAUACAUUAUAGUUGGCAUCUAAUUUCAACAAAAUAUUGACAGCUUUACAAUCACCUAUGCAAAAGACAAAAAAUUUGACAUAAAAGAUAUAAGAAACAUUUUAAAACAAAUCAAUUAGUUAUUAUUUUGGUCAGUCUCAGCAUCAGAGGGCAUCCCAGGGUCUUCAUAUAGUACUUCAGUAUACCUACAUGGGGUGCCAAAAACAAACCAAGAACACAUGCAUAUGUGUCGCUUUGCAGAUUUUCAUCCAUUAGUGCAUUUUAUGAGAGAUGGAGGUACAUUAUGUGUGACUACAAGAAACCCUCUCGUAGAUAAGAGGUUGGUGCUGAAAGAUUCUGGAAUUCAUUUGAUCUUAGAAGGGGAUGAUGAUUAUGGGGGAGAUGAGAGUUCUGUGGAGCCAAGCUUGAAAUCUGUCUCAGAAAAAAUGGCAGAGUUUUUUAACUCUGUAGAAGAUGCAUAUGACCCUGAAGCUGGUGGUGCAAAUGAGUCUGAAGAUUAGUGCAAGAGCUAGUAACUUGCCAUGCAAGGAAAAUUCAUCAGGUGUCACAAGUAUAAUUAUUGUUUGUGUUUUAUUUGUGCCUCAAAUAAAUGCCAACUGAUAUAUUGUUUAGCAUCCUCAUCUUCCAUAAUGGCUACUCUUGCACUUGUAGUGAUAUGUUAAUCGGAAAUGUUUGGUAACAAAAAAAAAUCAGCAAAAAACAGCCAUAACUUGCUUUAGCAUUCAUUAAUUGUUGCGACAAUUAAUUAAUGCUAAAUAAGACAAAUUCUGCCUGUUUUUUUUGUCUACCUAGCAUUACCUUAUGUUAAUUCAUUUUUCGUUUAUUAAUUUAGGACUUGUUACUUAUAUGACGAUGGAAAGUAGAUCUCGGUUAAGGCUAACAAUUCACCCUAUAGUAAGUAACUAACAGAAGAUUCAUGCAUCGCACGGAACGCAAAAAUCGAUUGGCCAGAUCAGUCUAUCGACUAAAAAUAUCUUGCAAUAUUACAUUAUCAUAUGACAUGAAUAUUAUUUAAAAGGGGAUGUCUCUUGUGGCUGAAAUAGUUGGGUGGCUAAGGGUGAAGAACAAAUCUGAAUUGGACAUGUGGCAGCGAUUGACUUGAAUGAAUGAUAGUGUAACCUUAUUAACGACUGUAACUCAGCUAAUGAUUCACGGUAACAUUUUUGGAUCUUUAAACAAUAGUUAUUAACAAGUUAAACAUAGGACAAAUUAUUUGAGACAAAUCUGUAAAUUUCCAACUUUCAAAGUCAGCAAGAUUGGGCAAGUUGGAAGCACGAUUGGAUGGAGAAGCAAUGCAAUAUUGGAAAAGUGGUAGUGUGAACCAUCGAGGAUAAACUAGUGUUCCAUGUGUUGUUGGUGGCUAAGUCGCGUAAGGCAGUGGGCGAUUUCCGGCGUGCAGUCGUCGGCGGGAGCUGUGCCGUAGAGGAGCAGCGGCGUUCGUCGCCUGCUUUGAAGGGUUGCGUUCCUAAGAGGAGCAGAGGAGGUAUUCGUCGGCGUCGGAGGCGGGCGAACCGAAGAGGAUUAGGGACAGAGUUUCUCGUAUACCUUGUCAGCGCAGAAUACGUUUCUUCCAACUCCGAUUAUGGUAAAGAGCUUUGUAGGUUGCUCCUACCAUGAAAUUUCCAUCCUCGGAGUGUCUCUAGCCUAUUCUGUCAUCUCCAUGUUCCUCAGCAGGUGGGAGGGUGGCUGUUAUCUUGUGUACAACUUCUUCAGGUUUGCUGUCUCUUCAACCCAAGGAUCAAGCCAUAAAUUUGUAGACAAGCCAUUUCCUAUAAUGCAGAUGGUAUUCUCCUUGUAUGUUGGCCAUAAUUUGACCAAUUCCUUCCAAAGAGGUGUUGGGGCUUCUUUCUCCUUGCUGUCCAUUCUAUUGUCUUCAUCUUCCAAAGGAUCAUCUUUUAUGGGGUCAGCUUCGCCUACUCUGGAUGAGCCCCUGACCAUGCUUGCAUAUGUUUUCCUUGCUUGUUCUGGCUCCUCCUGCAUCCAGUCUUCUACCCGAGGGAUGAGCGCAGUAGUUCCAGUGAAACCUUCAUUACCUUAUCUGACCUUUUUUACACUGCGUUGGAGGAGGUCUUGUUCUUGUUCCGUUGGUUGGUGGUCGACCGGAGUAUAUUCCGUUCUCCCUAAAUUACUCAUAAGACUAGGCAGAAAGAUGAACGAGUAGAAAUUGUACGGAGAGAAAGCUAACGGUCAAUUUUCAUAUAUAGAACUGUGUUUCCUUUGCUCCAUGUUCAAUGUGCCUCUUGGUUUUGUUCCUCUCGGAGUUGUUUCAAAACACAGCCUAUCAACUCCCGUGCACCCCGUGUGAUUCAAUUUUCACCCCGUCUUUUGACAAAAAAAUACUCAAUUCGGCUUCUGAUUUUUUUUUACUGAUUAAUUUUUGUAAAAAAAAAUAAUAUUGACUUUUUUUAAUAUAGGACUAAUCAAUCCCAUAAAAAUAAAAUUUAGGAGUCGAAUUGGAUAUUUUUUUUGUCAAGAACUUCAUUGUCUUUUGAGAUAAU